UGGAACACUCCCUGCCCUCUAUGUUCAUUACCCCAGUUAUUGUGCUUUUUUAGUAUAAUGUCUUCUGGAAAGGACUGAAUGUUCAAUAGACUAAUAAAAGUUUUUUUCAUCACGUUGUCAUUUUGUAAUUUAAUUUUGUCAUUGAAAAGCAUACAUCAAAAGCAAAAUUGAUUUAAUGGUACAAAUGGGCAAAUAAAUGAAAAAAUACCGGUAUUCGGAAUUCGGCCAAGUGUUUCCUUUUUUUCAGUUUCGGUUUCGGCCAAGAAUUUUCAUUUCGGUGCAUCCCUAUUCUAAAGUUAAUUUACUAUUAACUGUAUUUUAGCUUGCAGUGCUGUGGGUUGUUUGUCACAGAAAACCUAAACUAAAGAAGCAAACUCACUGUCCUCUCUGGAAGAUGUGCUUUAUCCUUUGCAUCUUUCCUUUUGGUGGUAGCUGUGCCAAACAUUCAUCAGCUUUGCAAGUUCCCUCACUGUCCACUUUGAAAGAUGGCAGCUGAACUUCUGGGAUGGGGUGGGAACUUACAAUAUAAAAAGGGGCCAUUUGGGUCAGAAUUACAUCUGUAGAACUGUCACAGUUCAGUCCAGCAGGAUGUGUAAAUGGUAAAUGGACUGCAUUUAUAUAGCACUUUUAUCCAAAGCGCUUUACAAUUGAUGCCUCUCAUUCGCCAGAGCAGUUAGGGGUUAGGUGUCUUGCUCAAGGACACUUCGACACGCCCAGGGCGGGGUUUGAACCGGCAACCCUCCGACUGCCAGACAAUCGUUCUUACCUCCUGAGCUAUGUCGCCCCUGUGUGUAAUUCUCAGGUCCGAAGUGCGGCAGCUGGAGAGUGUAGCACAGACAUCUUCCUCAGAGAAUCAUCAACCUUAAAAUCCUCAAUUUCACUCUUCAUUACUGAACACUAUCAUUUGUAUCAUUUACCAUAUGUUUUAUGUAUACCUAAUAUUAUUAUACUAUAAUAUAUGAACUCUUCUUUGCAGACUGAACAGCUGUGGCCUCACAGAGAAGUCCUGUGAUAUUGUGGCCUCAGCUCUCCAGUCAUCAGACUCACCCCUGAGAGAUCUGGACCUCAGCUACAAUGACCUGGGAGAUUCAGGAGUGGAGCUGCUCUGUCCUGGACUGAUGAGUCCAAACUGUAAACUGCAGAGACUGGGACUGAACAACUGUGAACUCUCACAGAAGUGCUGUAAUACUGUGGCCUCAGCUCUCCGGUCAUCAAACUCACCCCUGAGAGAUCUGGACCUCAACUACAAUAACCUGGAAGAUUCAGGAGUGGAGCUGCUCUGUGCUGGAUUGAGGAGUCCAAACUGUGAACUACAGAGACUGGGACUGAACAGCUGUGACCUCACAGAGAAGUCCUGUGAUAUUGUGGCCUCAGCUCUCCAGUCACCAAACUCACCCCUGAGAGAUCUGGACCUCAGUUACAAUGACCUGGGAGAUUCAGGAGUGGAGCUGCUCUGUGCUGGACUGAUGAGUCCAAACUGUAAACUGCAGAGACUGGGACUGAACAGCUGUGACCUCACAGAGAAGUCCUGUGAUAUUGUGGCCUCAGCUCUCCAGUCACCAAACUCACCCCUGAGAGAUCUGGACCUCAGCUACAAUGACCUGGGAGAUUCAGGAGUGGAGCUGCUCUGUGCUGGACUGAUGAGUCCAAACUGUAAACUGCAGAGACUGGGGUGAGUAGUGCUGUGUACUGUGUGACAUUAACUAAAUAGAAUUACUGAUUAUGGAAAUGUAAGGAUUUGAAUUUUGUCACAGGGAAGACUAAUUUCCUGACUCCAUUCAUUUUCAAAACCUCUAACCUGAAUGUUUGUGUGAAUACAAUUUUGUUCAUAAGAUUAUUGACUGGGGGGUGCUCAUAUGAAAAGAUGGGCAGCUUGACCCUGUAUCCUGGAGAGAGAGACUAGCUACUGCUGCCAGGCAUUCAUCAAAGUGUUCUCUGACAUUAAGACCUUCAAUCCUGGGAGGUAAAUGUCCUGCUCAUCCAGGAAUCUAAAACCAACAACUAUCCCUGGGAUUAACCUAAUUAAGAUUUACCCCAUUUGGGUAGCGAGACUAUAUAAAUAUCACAAGGCAUGACCUCUGUAUUAUUCUAUUAAAUAACAUUUGACUGACCCUAGCAGCUAUCCAAGAAGAGCUGCAUAUCCUGCUAGUGAAUCUAACAGUAUGCCCAGUGAGUACCUCAGUAAGGGUGUUACCCCAAAACUUUAAGUUACUGUCGCUACCCCGGUUCUCCGAAACACAGAGUAGAGAGAUCCACGUAUGGGGAAUGACAUCCGGUCAUCCAAUUGCACCAAGUGUGGCUUUGACAGCCAGUAGCGCAUUCAAUGCUACAGGAGACUACUGCCCUCCUGGAAGAACAUAUAGGACACUGCAGCGCUACUACUCCUCAGUGAACAUAUUCACUUCUCAUGCGUGGCAAGCAGGGCAGUCUUGGUGGAUCUCUCCACCGGGGUUACAACAGUAACCUAAAGUUCUCUUUCAUCAUCUCGUGUUUGAGAUCCACCUAUGGGGAGAUAUGGACAACUCCCAGAUUGCCUUAUGCUCACAGCUGAGAUACUGUCAGGCCAGCAAAUGAUGCCUCCUCCCCUGAGGGGAGGGUGGUGUCUGGCACAUCCCGUGUAGGGAAGUACUAAACACAUUCCACUGCCCAAAGCUAUAGCCAGGUCCCGGGAACAAUGUGAAGUACUAAAACCCAUAGCAGAUGAGGGGAGAUGUGUGUGCCUCACACAGAGUUCACCCCCAGAACUGAGUGGGCUACUGGCCUCCUGGUGACGUUCAGGCGGUAGAACCUUGCAAAAGUAUCUGGAGAAACCCAGACUGCAGCUGAAUACAUUUCCUGUAAGGAGAGCCCAUGGAAUAGGGCCCACAAUGCAGCCAUACCCCUCGUAGCAUGAGCCCUCAGGCCCAAAGGGGGUGUUAUCCUCUUUGAAUCCUAUGCCAUAACAAUAGCUUCC
Messenger RNA from Anguilla rostrata (American eel), 2953 nucleotides. RefSeq names its product NACHT, LRR and PYD domains-containing protein 12-like. The transcript is spliced from 4 exons. Lineage: Eukaryota; Metazoa; Chordata; Actinopteri; Anguilliformes; Anguillidae. Gene Ontology annotation, molecular function: protein binding. Gene Ontology annotation, cellular component: cytoplasm. The record is from RefSeq and is a predicted model, not a curated record. The coding region runs from base 1119 to 1676 and encodes 185 amino acids.